GGAUGGAAUGAAAGCAUUCACUUUCAAAGAACUGGCAGUUGAUACUAAGUACUGCCAAUUUUAACUGCUAAAUUAAGGCUGUCCAGGGAGAUAAUGGGAAGGUUUUAAACAAGUAUGGGCAUGCACUAACCCAAAAAUCCUUACACCAGGUGCUGUGUUUCUGGAGCUAUUGAUGGGGUUGCAACUAUAUCACAAAGUAUGAAUAUUACAAGUUUGAGAUGGGGAUAUACCUGAGCGCUCCAAAAACUGAGAAGGCCUCUGAAGAUGGUGAGAAUGGCAUGCUUCGCUUCGGUUUGUCUUCGAUGCAGGGCUGGCGUGCUUCUAUGGAAGAUGCUCAUGCAGCUCAUCCGUAUUUGGACGAGUCUACGUCUUACUUUGGUGUUUAUGAUGGCCAUGGAGGUAAAGCUGUUUCAAAAUUCUGUGCCAAGUUUCUACACCAGCAGGUGCUUAGGCAUGAAGCUUACUUAGCUGGAGAUAUAGCCACAUCAUUACAGAAAUCUUUCCUCAGAAUGGAUGAGAUGAUGCGUGGCCAAAGAGGCUGGAGAGAAUUAGCAGUCUUGGGAGAUAAAAUGGAAAAGUUGUCUGGUAUGCUAGAGGGGUUCAUAUGGUCUCCCAGGAGUAGUGAAGCCAAUGACCGCGUCGAUGAGUGGGCCAUUGAGGAGGGACCCCAUUCUGAUUUCAGUGCGCCAAACUCUGGAAGCACAGCGUGUGUGGCUGUCAUCCGAGGAAAGAAACUUUUUGUUGCAAAUGCUGGUGAUUCUAGAUGUGUGUUAUCAAGGAAAGGCCAGUUAUAUUCGCUGGCACACAACUUGUCUAAGGAUCACAAGCCUGAUCUUGAACUUGAGAAAGACAGGAUUCUGAAAGCUGGUGGUUUCAUCCAAGUUGGACGAGUCAAUGGAAGUUUGAACUUGGCUAGAGCAAUUGGUGAUAUGGAGUUCAAGCAGAACAAGUAUUUGCCUGCUGAAAAGCAGGUUGUGACUGCUGAUCCGGACGUAACUUCAGUUGAGCUUUGCGAUGAUGAUGAAUUUCUUGUGAUAGCAUGUGAUGGGAUAUGGGAUUGCAUGUCCAGCCAACAACUUGUGGACUAUAUACAUGGCCAGUUAAAGACAGAGGAUAAACUUUCUGCGGUUUGUGAGAAAGUAUUUGAUAGGUGCUUGGCACCAACAGCUGGUGGUGAGGGAUGCGAUAACAUGACCAUGAUCUUGAUUCAGUUAAAAAAUCCCUCCACUUCAGAUGCUUCUGCAAUAGACCAACCUCAGCCAUCUGCUCAACCAACUACUAGUCAUCCAGCUUCAGAUGCAUCUGCUCAUCCGUCCGAAGCCGACAGAAGUUAGAGAAAGCUGAAUUGAAGCAGCGAAUUUCUGAUUCGAGCAGAUGGCCAUCAAUUUCUGACUGCAUGUUGAAGCAUUGGUAAGGGGAGGUUCACGUGUACUAGUUUAUAUCCAGAUUCAGGACGUUAAUCCUCAGUAGAGGAUUGUAAAUUUGUGACAAACUGCUACUAGUUCAUGGGGGUCAUUGAUUUUUGUACAUAAGCGUGGGUUACUAGAAUAUGUUGGGUAAAAAAUGUUCUGACAAGAAUAUACUGGCGUCACAUAGUUACAUGGAUGUUUAAAAUGUAUCUUUUUGGAAUCACACCAAUGACAAUUUGAUUGUCAACAGGAAGAGCGUUUAAUACAUGCCUGAAUUCUGGAAUCACACGAUCUGAGAAGUUUUUUAA
This is a messenger RNA of Lathyrus oleraceus (garden pea), 1717 nucleotides long. RefSeq names its product probable protein phosphatase 2C 60. The record is from RefSeq and is a predicted model, not a curated record. NCBI's taxonomy places the organism in Eukaryota, Viridiplantae, Streptophyta, Magnoliopsida, Fabales, Fabaceae. The transcript has 12 exons. Gene Ontology annotation, molecular function: cation binding; protein serine/threonine phosphatase activity. Bases 219 to 1334 code for a protein of 371 amino acids. Gene Ontology annotation, biological process: protein dephosphorylation.